UGUUCAGGAAUGACCAAUAGACCAGAUCUGAUAGAUGAGGCUCUCCUUCGACCUGGAAGACUGGAAGUUAAAAUGGAAAUAGGUUUGCCAGAUGAGAAAGGUCGACUACAGAUCCUUCACAUCCACACAGCAAGGAUGAGAGGGCAUCAGUUGCUCUCUGCUGAUGUAGACAUUAAAGAACUUGCCGUGGAGACCAAGAACUUCAGUGGUGCUGAACUGGAGGGUCUGGUGCGAGCAGCACAGUCCACUGCCAUGAACAGACACAUAAAG
Molecule: messenger RNA, 270 nt
Organism: Propithecus coquereli (Coquerel's sifaka)
Lineage: Eukaryota; Metazoa; Chordata; Mammalia; Primates; Indriidae
Product: vesicle-fusing ATPase-like
Exons: 2
Biological process (GO): Golgi to plasma membrane protein transport; intra-Golgi vesicle-mediated transport; SNARE complex disassembly
Cellular component (GO): Golgi stack
Molecular function (GO): ATP hydrolysis activity
Source: RefSeq, a predicted model, not a curated record